AUGCAGAAUCUCAACGACGUGGUUGCAAUGGCUACUCCCGAGGCUCAAAAUCUUCGCGACUAUGCGGUCAUCGCAAUCAUCAAGAUAUUCGGACUGGCCUACUUCUCUCUCUUUCUUCUUCACUUCCUUCUCUUUCACUUUCCGUCGUCUCCCGGACUGAUCAUCAAUUCCCUGUCCGUGAUCUUCUUCAGCGGGGGCGUCCUACUCGCCUGCCUAUCUAGUCUCAUCUACCGUACCUUGUCCGCAUUUCACGGUGAGGACGCAGCAGACUGGCAAAAGCUGGAGUUUGUGGGAACAUUGGUCCUGAUCUACACGGCCACAAUCCCCUCCGUGGCUUUGCAGUUUCGCACGCAGCCCUCCGUCCAGCUCGGAUACCUUUUCGCCUUCACUCUUGUUGCCGUCGGAAAUUUGGUGGAUUUCCUCGUUUUAGACUCGGACGCCUCGGUGGUUCGUGCCAGGUUCCCGUACCACUGUGUUUCGUUGGGCGUGCUGGCUCUGGUCCCGACCAUACACGCUCUGACCGAAACGUUUCACAGUCCGUCACCACUCGCCCUCGAAUUUGCCUGGCUCGCCGGAAGCAAUUCCCUUGGCGCCACCUUUUAUUUGCUUCGCCCAUUGGAGAGAAUAGGAAUAGUCGACACCUGGCGACCCGGUCUUUAUGCGAUGCACUUGAUUUUGGUCUACAGUACGGUCACUUAUUCAAGAGGAGUUUUGCAAACGAUGCUCUGA
Penicillium alfredii is the source of this 729-nucleotide messenger RNA. Its product is annotated as Hly-III-related protein. Bases 1 to 729 code for a protein of 242 amino acids. The transcript has a single exon. The record is from RefSeq and is a predicted model, not a curated record. Gene Ontology annotation, cellular component: membrane. NCBI's taxonomy places the organism in Eukaryota, Fungi, Ascomycota, Eurotiomycetes, Eurotiales, Aspergillaceae.